ACGAGCGGCCUAGCGGCUGCAAGCACGGCGAUGCCGGUGCAGGCCCUAAUUUUUCGGCAUGCGGGUGCCUGGCUGAUGGUUCAGGCUAACCAGGGCCGAGUCACGGAAAUUGACUCGCUGGACUCAUGAUCUGUGGUCGGAAAAGGCGCGGUAGCGGCCCAGUUUUUCCUUCCAUUAUUCCUUGGUAAAAAAUAUCGGGGUUUUGUCUGCGCCUCCAAACCCUCCUGUGUUCUUGCUUCAAAAGCUAGGGUUUCUUUUUUGGCGGCUUCGGACACUGAGGAAUCCAGCAAGCCUCCUCCGUCUCCGGCCACCCUACGUUCCCAACGUCGGUGUGCGAUUCCAGCACUUAGGCAUUUGGGCAGGUGGGUCUUUGCUUGGAUCAAAGAUGGGCGACGGUCCAGCUCCAUUCUCUGAUAUUGGGAAGAGGGCAAGAGAGAAGGCUAUUCUCAAGGCAGUAGAUACAUGAGAUUUGAGUUUUAUGGUGAAAGAUCUUUUGACAAAAGAUUACAACUUUGAUCAGAAGAUCACUUUGACAACAUUAAGUGAUAAUGGAUUGGGGCUUGCAGCUACAGGCGUGAAUAUAGGUCAGCUAUUUAUUGGCGAUAUAAGCACACAAUAUAAAAGUGGGAAAGCAACUGUUGAUGUUAAAGUUGAUACCAAUUCCAAUGUCUCAAGUACAGUUACAGUUAAUGAAUUAGUUGCUGGUGUGAAGACUUCAUUCAGCUUCAAGAUACCUGAUCAAAAGUCCGGCAAGCUUGAUGUACAGUACCUUCAUGGCCAUGCAGCAAUUAAUUCUGGCAUUGGUUUAACACCCACACCUGUGCUGGAGCUGGCAGCUGCAGUUGGCAGCAAAGAACUUGCUCUAGGUGCAGAGGUUGGGUUUGAUAGUGCUUCUGCAUCUUUCACCAAAUACAAUGCUGGGAUUGGCUUUAACAAGCAUGAUUUCUCUGCUGCGCUGAUAUUGGCCGACAAAGGAGAGACCUUAAAAGCUUCUUAUGUUCAUGUGGUGAAUCCGAUCACUGGAACUGCAGUGGCUGCUGAAAUAAUCCACAGGUUCAACAAAUACGAGAAUAGUUUCACUAUUGGAGGCUGUCAUUCUCUUAAUCCCCUAACGACGGUGAAGACACGGUUUAACAACAGCGGCAAGGCUUCUAUCCUCUGUCAGCAUGAAUGGAGGCCAAAAUCAUUCAUUACUCUUUCGGCUGAGUAUGAUCCCAAGAAUAUAAGUGCACCAUCAAGGGUGGGUCUUGCACUUGCGCUCAAACCUCGACUUAAUGAGCUCUCCUGACCUGGACGAGCUUGUUUCAUGUUUUAAUAUCAUUAUGAUUUUUUUUAAAACCAAAGCUUGCUUCUGGGUCAUAUCUAAAGAAAUGGAUAGAUAUAUUUCUCAAAUGUGUUUCGAAACAAGUGGCUGUGUCCAUACUCAAUUUUGAUGGAAAUUCAUCAUAAUGAUGCAAGUUCCUAUAACAUUAUUUUUUAAUUCUCUCUUU
This is a messenger RNA of Phoenix dactylifera (date palm), 1490 nucleotides long. Lineage: Eukaryota; Viridiplantae; Streptophyta; Magnoliopsida; Arecales; Arecaceae. The record is from RefSeq and is a predicted model, not a curated record.